AUGUCUACCGAAGAAGAAGUACAGGACAAGGAAUCUCAGCUUUUGGAGGCGUGCAUUACAACUAUUGUCAGUCCAUUCCGCGAAAAAUACGAAGAAAAAUGGGAGGAGGAAGCUUACUGGGAAGCUGUUGAGACUUUCAAGGCUGAAUCCAAGAAGAUUGGAUAUGAGGACCCGUUUGAAGUCCUUGGCAAAGGCAGAUUUACCAGCUUUGAGGCGAUCCGCGACAUUCUCAAGGCUGGACCCAAGCCAUGCUUCAGAAAGGGUUGGAAGAGUCCGUACACUGGAGAGAAAGUCGAUAUUUUGGCACUUGUUGAGAGUCUUCAUCAUGCCUCUGGCCCCAAAUUUGAAGGCAAAGAACGAAUUGUUAUUGUUGAUUUUUGGGCCACAUGGUGCGGAUCAUGCCUGGAAAUUUCUCCAGAAUUAUCGGAUAUUUUUGAAAAAUACGCAGGACGCAUUGCCGUCAUUGGUUUGAAUAAUGACGAUAUGCUCGACAGACAACAAGAGCAUAGCAUCGAGAAAACCAGGACAUUCCUCGAAACAAAAAAUGAAAGCAUCCGCUAUUCAUCUUAUAUUGAUACAGAAGAUCACUUCGCCAGAGAUUUUGAUAAUGAGGUCAGAUAUGCUGGCCGCGCGAGAUUCUGCAUUGAGGAUCCUUUGGAAGAGGUCUUGAAGGAAUUGUAUCCCGUCGAGGAGUAA
This is a messenger RNA of Linnemannia hyalina, 696 nucleotides long. The record is from the annotation of a GenBank genome assembly. NCBI's taxonomy places the organism in Eukaryota, Fungi, Mortierellomycota, Mortierellomycetes, Mortierellales, Mortierellaceae.